Oreochromis niloticus (Nile tilapia) is the source of this 3271-nucleotide messenger RNA. RefSeq names its product EPM2A glucan phosphatase, laforin (gene epm2a). Gene Ontology annotation, molecular function: starch binding; carbohydrate phosphatase activity; protein tyrosine phosphatase activity. Gene Ontology annotation, cellular component: nucleus; cytoplasm. Gene Ontology annotation, biological process: protein dephosphorylation. NCBI's taxonomy places the organism in Eukaryota, Metazoa, Chordata, Actinopteri, Cichliformes, Cichlidae. The coding region runs from base 228 to 1178 and encodes 316 amino acids. The transcript is spliced from 4 exons. The record is from RefSeq and is a predicted model, not a curated record.
UGGCUUCUGCAAGGUGCCCGAUAAUCCUGGCAGAGUGGGACCUCAUUCUCUUUCUCUUGUCUUUGCUGCAAACUGAACUAUCCAACUGCACCCGGUUAUUUUUAGGCUACACCAUACAGUCACAGCGUCGCGAAUGUAACGCAAUAGCUGCUAUAACAUUAUAGGCCAUAAUAACCCAUAAGGUCGCCAUACCAAUCGGCUGAACAGAUUUAGGCAAGCCUGCGGUCAUGUUGUUUAGAUUCGGCGUCAUUCUCACUCCGGAGUCCUCGGAGGUCGACGUCUUUGUUUUGGGUUCGCGUGCUGAAAUGGGGAACUGGGACCCGAACAGAGCGGUUCGGAUGAAAGCCACACAGAAACUCCCGUCACCCGCAGAACCGUGUCUGUGGAUCGGUGAGGUGCACCUAGCCGAGCCCCACAGAGACACACUGUGGUUCAAGUUCAUCCAAAGAGUCAGAGGCACCUUUAUCUGGGAAGGAAGCGGGCCAAGCCAUGACAGAUGGUGUACAUAUGAUGAUAAGAAUGUGGUGGACGGCGUGUAUUGCCACCCGAUCGGCCACUGGAUAGAAGAAACAGGGCACACAGAUGAGAUGAGGCACACCACCAACUUUUAUUUCAGUGUGGCUGGUCAGAAGGCCAUGCAUUUCUCCAGGGUGCUGCCACGUAUUUGGCUGGGCAGCUGCCCUCGACAGGUGGAACACGUGACAGUAAAGAUGAAGUAUGAACUGGGAGUCACUGCAGUGAUGAACUUCCAGACAGAGUGGGAUGUGGUGAACAAUUCCUAUGGCUGCCGGCGUAACCCUGACGAAACCGUGACCCCAGAGACCAUGAUGCAUUUGUACAGAGACUGUGGCCUUGUGUAUGUGUGGCUGCCCACAUCGGACAUGAGCACUGAGGGUCGGAUCAGGAUGCUUCCUCAGGCUGUAUUCUUGCUUCAUGGUCUCCUAGAGAAUGGUCACACAGUCUAUGUCCACUGUAACGCUGGAGUGGGGAGGUCGACUGCAGCUGUGUGUGGCCUGCUCAUGUAUGUCCUCGGGUGGACCCUGAGGAAGGUGCAGUACUUUGUAGCAGCAAGGAGACCAGCAGUGUACAUCGAUGAGGAAGCUUUAGUCAAAGCUGAGGCAGACUUCCUUCAAAAGUUUGGCCGGCUGCGCUCAUCUAUGUCUGACCCUGAAACAUGAGAUUCGAGUGGCCUUGUGCUUUAAAUCUGAAGCUGAAUCCUUUGGACUUUCUGAGAAAUAAAAUGAUUAAAAACACAAAACAAUCCUUGACGUGCAAAAUUUUAAAAAAUAAAAUCUGUAUCUCGACUUUAAUCCAAUGUAUGUAAAUAACUCACUUCUGCCCAAGUAUCUGAGAGUGUUCUGGCAGCAGAAACGUCGCAAGCAAUCAAUCUAACUGGUGUGUGAGCUUUUAAAAGCUGGCGUAGGCAACAUGUUUUUGGCGUCACUGGGAAAAUAAUCCGUAAUAGGCUUUCAGCGUAUUGUAUUUUAAAUGUUCUUAAGAGUUACUUGACUCCUGCUCCUUCACUGGGCUCUAUUUUCAGGCUUCAAAAACAUCUAGUCCGUUAUGGGAAACUUUAGUCAAUUGCAGGUUUUUUCAGAUCAAAUAAAACAGAUUUUUUUUAAAAAGCAGUAAUUUAUAAAGUCCUAAUAGGAAGCAAAAUGUGGCAGUUCAGUGGGUACUUUUUACACCGCUGACUAAUCUUCAGCUGUAUGAAUAUCGUGCAUACACCCAUGCUCAUCUGGUUGGAGGGGAUUGGAGAGAGAUGACAGCUGCAGGAGGAGAUGUGGCUUUUAAAAAAAAUCUGGCUCCCCCUCUUUCAGGGCCUUAACUCAGCCUUUAAAAAUAUACACUUGCAAAUUGAGGACUUGGACUCAGCACAUGUCCACGUGGGUGUUUGUAAAGGCCUUUUCUUUUAAUGCUUUUUUAAGUUUUAAUGAAUAAACAAAGCUGACGUUCUGAGCAAACAUAUAGAUGCUCUUUUAAAAGUUGAAUGCAACUAAAUCGCAGGAACUGUGCAGGGUGAUAUUUCUCAUUUCCUGCGUGCAGUCAAUUAUUAAGAGAAACAUAAAUUUUCUGUGUUGUUUUGUGUUUGUUUGUUUUUUUUUUCAUUUCUGAGAAUCUCGUGUUUCUUUUCAGAAAGGAAAUUUGUAAUUUCCCAGGUUUUAGAGAUGGAACUUAAUGCUGCAUGAAAAUGACUCUGUGCCAAAGCUACAAAUGAAAAUUUAAAACUAAUAUAUCAAUAAUGUCUCUCCCUGUGUGUAUGAGAGGAACUCAGCUCCCGGGCAUCAAAGAAUAUAGCUCGUUCUCUCUCUCACUCUGAGCGCUUGAUAGCAUUUCAUGUUUUAUUUACCUGACAGAUGCUCUUCCAAUCAUCUCCUGAAUAAGAAAAAACAUCUCUUCUAGACCGUUUUAAUGCAUACAUAACAGCCCAUUAAGACACGGAGCAUUAUUUGUUGUCAUUUCUGAACAUUUGACUACACUGUUAUUGUGACGAUGCUGCAUUUGCUUUUCUUCAGAAGAUGUUUUUGUUAAGAAAAAUUAGUGAAUUAGAAUAUCAAAGAUUUCUUCCCUCGAGCACAAAUCUGUAUACUUUUUUUUUUUAUUAGUUUCUGUGAGUCUCUGCAGAAGGCAGCACCAUUAUGAGGGGAUCAGCAUGGAUGGGUGGGUGGAUAGAGCUAAGCACCUGUGCUAUUGAAAGUGAAUCAUCACGGUUUUCUAAAGAUCUAAAAAUAUUCACAAAACUGAACUUGAAAUAAAAUGCUUUUCUAUAUUUAUUUUCUGUUUUUUUGUUUUCUAAGGUAUCAACAUUGAUUUGACAGAAAAUCAUGUGUUAUGUUUGUGUAUACUUUACUGUAUGAACAGUAUAUUAGUGGAUUGCUGUCAGCAAUUGAUCACAAAGCAUCUGAACACCAUAUGAUUUGCUGUUGCAUGUAGUUGCAUUCAAAUUCAAGUACAGAGACGAUUUGCAGCUGACACAGAACAUUUAAAAAAUGAAAGAAAAAAAAAACACCAGUGCACCAACACUUGUGUUGUGCCUAUUAUUUUGCCCUGCAAUAGCUGUGCAUGGCAUCAGCUUGUAUAUAUUCUCUUUGCUCGGUCUUCUAGAUCCACUUCAUGCUGAAAGCGUCACAGAUCAUUUCUUUUCAUUUCCUUCUGCAGUUUACCCUGUUUUUUUAUGCCUUCAUGGAUCAACUAACUGAGACCGACAAAGUCUUCUAUUUUAUCUUCACUGUAAAAUGAAACAUUAAUAAUAAAACUGAGCAGUCAUUUA